This is a messenger RNA of Malania oleifera, 3095 nucleotides long. Its product is annotated as protein FAR1-RELATED SEQUENCE 2-like. Gene Ontology annotation, biological process: regulation of DNA-templated transcription. Lineage: Eukaryota; Viridiplantae; Streptophyta; Magnoliopsida; Santalales; Ximeniaceae. Gene Ontology annotation, molecular function: zinc ion binding. The record is from RefSeq and is a predicted model, not a curated record. The transcript is spliced from 10 exons. The coding region runs from base 360 to 2900 and encodes 846 amino acids.
AUGAAUUAAUAAAAUUAAUUAAUGGUCUCCACCCUCCAGUCGCAUCCCCGAAGCCCUCCAUACCCGAAGCCCCUUCACAGCUCCGUGCCUGAAACCCGGAAGCUCUCCACGCUCCCUUCGUAGCUCCAUGCCCGAAGUCCCAAAGCUCUGAGUUAUCUAUACAAAGCCUAGUUCUGCGAAAUCGUGCGGGAAGAAAUCGCAUAUCUGCAAGCCCUCGAAACAACUCAGCGGGAGAGCGGCGGCGUCUGCGAACGGAUGCCCCCCUUGGGAGGUUCCAGCGAUGCCCUCGCAAGUGAAGUUGGAGGUGGAUGCUGAGGAUGUUAGCUUGAAUCCCGAGGAACUUAUCUCUGAGAAAGAAUAUGGGUCUUGAACUACCUUCAGGUGAACAAGACAAUAUAGAAACUGGAUCAAAUAUAAAUGUUCGCAUAGUGGAUGGUGCAGAUGGAAUGAAUGCUGGGGAGGAUGACUUAAAAUCUUCUACAGUGCACAAUGUGAGUGUAAAUGCCAUUUGCUGCGGGGAUGUAGUUGAUGUGAAUGCUUGCGGACGAGAUGCUGUUAAUAAAGAGGUCACAAACUGCGAGCCCCAAACUGGUUUGGAAUUUGAUUCGAAGGAGGCAGCAUAUUCCUUCUACAGAGAAUAUGCUAGAUCUGUUGGGUUUGGCAUCACAAUAAAAGCCAGCCGUCGUUCAAAAAGGUCUGGAAGAUUUAUUGAUGUAAAAAUUGCAUGUUCUAGAUUUGGAAGCAAGCGUGAGUCCACUACAGGUGUUCAUCCACGAUCAUGUCCAAAGACGGACUGUAAAGCUAGCAUGCAUAUGAAGAGAAGGCAAGAUGGAAUAUGGGUUAUAUAUAGUUUUAUAAAGGAGCAUAAUCAUGAGAUUUGUCCAGAUGACUUUUACGCUGCUAUCAGGGGAAAAAACAAGCAAUCUGGUGUUCUUCCUUGUCCAAAGAAAGGACUGCAGUUGGCUUUGGAUGAGAGAGACAUCCAAAUAAUGCUUGGGUAUUUUACGGACAUGCAAGACGAGAACCCCAACUUCUUAUAUGCAAUAGAUUUGGACCAUGAAAAGCGUUUAAGAAAUGUGCUUUGGGUUGAUGCGAAAGCCAGGCAUGAUCACGGCAACUUCUGUGACGUGGUCUUCUUUGAUAAUACUUACAUUGUUAAUGAAUACAGAAUCCCAUUGUUUCCCAUUGUUGGAGUGAAUCAUCACUUUCAGUUUAUGUUGCUUGGAUGCGCAUUGAUUGGUGAUGAGACGCCAUCAACUUUUGUAUGGAUAAUGCAGACAUGGCUUAGGGCAAUGGGUGGCCAAACUCCAAGAGUUAUUAUUACUGAUCAGGAUAAAUCCUUGAAAGAAGCUGUUGCACUGGUGUUUCCAGACGCACGCCACUGUUUUUGUUUAUGGCAUGUAAUGAAGAAGAUUCCCAAAAAGUUGGGCCAUGUUAUUAAUCAGUAUGAAAAUUUUAUGGGGAAACUUAACGAAUGCAUCUUUAAAUCUUGGACAGAAGAACAGUUUGAAAAAAGAUGGUGGGAAAUGGUUGAUGAAUUUGAACUUCGGGAGGAUGAAUGGGUUCAAUCAUUGUACGAAGAUCGUAAAAAAUGGGUUCCAACAUGCAUGAUGGGUACAUUUUUUGCAGGAAUGUCUGCAAUUGAAAGAGCCGGAAGUAUAGCCUCUUUCUUUGACAAGUAUCUGCAAAGGGAAAGUACAUUUAAGGAUUUCAUUGAGCAAUACAAAGCAUUUUUACAGGACCAGUAUGAAGAGGAGGCUAAAGCUGAUUAUGAAACAUGGCAAAAACAACCUACCUUAAAAUUUUCCUCACCAUUUCUGAAACAAGUGUCAACAACUUAUACACGUGCAAUAUUUGAGAAAUUUCAAAUUGAGGCUCUUGGAAUAGAUGAUUGUACUAUGCAAAAGGAAUGUGAAGAUGAGGCAAUUGUAACCUAUCGAGUUGAUGAUCCUGAGCAGCAUCAGAGUUUCAUUGUUGGUUGGAAUGAAAGAGGGUUGGAGGUUUUCUGUUCAUGCCGUUCAUUUGAAUACAGAGGUUUUCUUUGUAGACAUGCUUUGCUUGUUCUUCAAAUGUCGGGGGUUUCCAAUUUGCCAUCGCAGUAUAUAUUGAGGCGUUGGACAAAUUAUGCAAAGAUCAAGCAAAAUGAGAACAGUAUAUCAAGUUUGUUCCAUUACAGGGUACAACGUUUCAAUGAUCUCUGUAAACAGGCCAUUAAGUUGGGUGAAAAAGGGUCCUUGUCUGAAGAAACAUAUAAUAUUGCAUUUCAUGCAUUAGAAGAAGCCCUGAAACAUUGUGUGGGUGUUAACAGUUCCGUUAAGAGUGUUUUAGAACCCAACAUAUUACCCACUCAUGGUUUAUAUGGCAUUGAAGAAGAAAUUCACGGAAACAGUUUGCCCAAGGCCAAGAAAAGGAAAAUGUAUAGAAAGAGGAAGGAACCUCAUCCAGAAAUAAUGGCUACCAGGCUGCAAGAAAACUGCCAUCAAAUGGAGCUGUUGAACUCAAGAGUUCAGAGCCUUGAUGACUCUUACAUUCCUCAACAAGACUUGCAGGGGAUGGAACUAGGCUGUCGAGGGCAAACUAUUGAUGGCUAUUAUGGUGUUCAACAGACUCUGCAAGGAGUGGGACAGUUGAGCUCAAUAUCUCCUAUACCUGAUGGGUAUUAUGGCAGUCAACAGGUCAUGCAGGGGCUGGGGCAGUUGAGUUCAAUAUCUACUCGUGUUGGCCAUUAUGUUACCCCAAAUAGCAUGCAGGGACUGGGACAGCUUAGCUUCAGAACACCAGCCCUACCUGCAUGCUUUGACAUUCAGGACAAUUUGCAAGAUAUGGAAGAGUCCAUGGACUCUGCCCAGUUUCAUGGUAUUGCUCCAAAACAUCUGCAAGAUAAGAGUGUCUCUCAGUAGGGGGAGCACCAGUUAGCUCAUUUUUUCCCAUUAGAUAGAUAUAUAUGAGAUUGUGACAAACUAUUGUAUCAGCUGCUGUGAAUUUUGUAUAUAAUUGAAGAGUUGGUUUUCCUGGCUUCUUUUAGGGGACUGCAUCUUAUGUAAGCUCAUCUUUGUAUUAUGAUUCGAAAUUAGUUUUGUACUACUGGUUAAAAA